GCCACCACGGUCCUGACUCUCACUUGCCUUCCAGUCUGCCAUCCCAAAUGGCUACCAAGAAAGCAGCUGAGUCCACAUUAUACCAUGUCCAUCCAAAAGGAUUCUGGAAGAAAUUUCGUGACGCCGUCGUCGUGAACCCCGAAAUUUCUUCUGGUAUUCCUGUUGCCGGUAUCAAUCGGUGGCCACCGCCAGCCUCAAGGCCAGAGAAGUACUCUACGCCCGCAACAAAAGCUUCGGAUCCUGCUCAAAACCCAUACUGGAAACGAGAUGUCCGCCGUGCUUAUCCUCAGCUAUCUGUUGUCACCCAGUCUCAGCUCGCUACCUUGUUGGUCCAGCAAUCAGAAGCGAAAGCUGUGCCUGCUCCUUCCGAAGGAAAAGAGGCGGAGAACGUCGAGAAGUCUGAUUUGCUUGCGAAAUCCUCCGAACCAUUGGAUCUUUCCGCUGUUAUAGCCACUAUCACCUCGACCAAAAAGGUUUACGACGAGUCCAAUUUACCUCCAACGCUCCCCACCGCAUUCAAGCGCUGGAGGCCGGAGUUGGCCCCCGAUGCACCACAUGAUCCCAAUGCAUACUUCCCUAUGGUGCUUUACAAAUAGACCAUUGUCGAGUUUUCAAUACAUUCACCUUUAAUGGGCUCAUAACCGAACUUUUGAAUAGUCUUUCGUUAGUCCAAGAAUUCUAUUCGGGUUGUUGGAAUUGAAGUCGAGGUGUGAGUGUUGCUCAACCGAUAAGCUGAUAACCUCGCGAAGUUCACGCUGGCAUCGACUCCUUGUCGUGUUGUUUGCCUCACGAUCCGACGACAUCGCUACCACCCAUUAUUAAUAUCGGUAUUG
This is a messenger RNA of Serpula lacrymans var. lacrymans S7.9, 833 nucleotides long. It is a transcript of the gene NUZM, whose product is annotated as NUZM, NADH-ubiquinone oxidoreductase 21.3 kDa subunit. The record is from RefSeq and is a predicted model, not a curated record. Lineage: Eukaryota; Fungi; Basidiomycota; Agaricomycetes; Boletales; Serpulaceae. The coding region runs from base 48 to 596 and encodes 182 amino acids. The transcript is spliced from 4 exons.